Messenger RNA from Phalaenopsis equestris, 1978 nucleotides. Its product is annotated as organic cation/carnitine transporter 7-like. Gene Ontology annotation, cellular component: membrane. Gene Ontology annotation, molecular function: transmembrane transporter activity. The record is from RefSeq and is a predicted model, not a curated record. Gene Ontology annotation, biological process: transmembrane transport. Bases 157 to 1716 code for a protein of 519 amino acids. Lineage: Eukaryota; Viridiplantae; Streptophyta; Magnoliopsida; Asparagales; Orchidaceae. The transcript has 7 exons.
UCUUUUAAAGUAAUUCCUUCAGCUUAUUUUAAAAAAAACCAAGCUUUGAAAGUAUCUUCUCACAUAAGAAAAAAUUGAUAAGAGUGAUUCAUGUCGAUCGGUCCAGCAAAUCCGAGAGACGAAAUUGAAAGUGAGCGACGACUGUGAGUGGGCUUGAUGGAAACGGAGAAGAAAGUUCAGAGCUGGGCGCCAAAUCUUCCGAAGGUUCGCUUAACAACUGCAAUUCUCGUCUUCCUGGUUCCUCCUCCGCCACCCUCAAAUCUUUUAACUUCCCAAACUAUAUUGAUUCUAUGGACUUGGAGUAAGAAAAUUCUUUUCUGCAACAACAGAUGGGAAGUGGAAGUAACACAUUUACUGUCGAUGAAGCGCUUAUCUCACAGGGUUUUGGGACCUUCUGUUCAAGUCCAGUGGAAUCUUUCUUCACAUGAGGAGAGCUUAAUUACAAGUGUUGUUUUUGUGGGCAUGCUGUUUGGCGUGUACUCUUGGGGCAUAGUUUCUGACAACUACGGACGAAGGGUUGGGUUUCUAUUUACAGCUAUAGUCACUAGUGGAGCAGGUCUUCUUAGCUCUUUUGCUCCCAAUUAUAUUUCCUUGCUUAUCCUUCGUUUUGUGGUUGGUGUCGGUUUGGGAGGCGGACCAGUCCUUGCUUCGUGGUUUUUAGAGUUUGUUCCGGCUCCAAAUAGAGGUACUUGGAUGGUCAUUUUCCAGGCAUUUUGGACGAUUGGUACCAUCUUGGAGGCAUCUCUUGCUUGGGCUGUUAUGCCAAAACUGGGCUGGAGGUGGCUGUUAGCAUUUUCUUCAAUACCAUCUUUUCUUCUGCUAUUAUUCUACCACAUGGUCCCGGAGUCUCCCAGAUAUCUUUGCAUGAAAGGUCGAAUAUCCGAGGCAAUGCAUAUUUUUGAAAAGAUGGCAAGAACAAACCGAGCAGCUCUUCCACCCGGUGUUCUAAUUUCUGAUAAAAGAACAGAGCUCGAUGAAAAUUCCCAUCCUACUGAAUCCUCACAUUUGAUAACUGCUCAGGAUAAAAAAACUGUAGUUGUUGAUGAAGUGGAACCUAAAACAUUUGACAUCACCUCAUUUACGAAGCUUCUAUCACCAGAAUUGAUCAAAUCUACUCUUCUUCUUUGGAUGACUUUCUUCGGGAAUGCAUUUUCGUAUUAUGGAAUUGUCUUGCUUACAUCUGAGCUGAGUGGUGGUAAUAGUAAAUGUACGGCAGAACCUCUACUGGAGCAUUCAGUUGGGAGCAGCCUUUAUAAAAAUGUCUUUAUCAGUAGUUUUGCUGAGGUUCCUGGACUACUUCUAUCAGCUACAAUUGUGGAUAGGUUUGGUCGCAAGCUUUCAAUGUCAGCUUUGCUUUUUAUAAGUUGUGCUUUCCUGUUGCCAUUAGUAGUUGAACAGAAUGAAGCAAUCACUACAGCACUCUUGUUUGGUGCUCGGGUCUGUAUUUCUGGUAGCUUCGCCAUAAUCUAUGUAUAUGCGCCAGAGAUAUAUCCUACCUCCCUUAGAACCACCGGAGUUGGGACCGCGAGCUCUGUGGGAAGAAUAGGAGGGAUGUUGUGUCCACUUGUGGCUGUUGCUUUGGUUCAUGGCUGCCAUCAGAUGAUAGCACUUCUGUUGUUUGAACUUGUACUGUUUCUCUCUGGAAUGGCUGUUAUAUUUUUUCCGCUAGAGACCAGUGGCAAGGGAUUGGCAGAUUCUGUGAGGAGUAUGAAGUGAGAGAGGCAACUCUUUUACAACAACAAAAUUUACUUGUUUCUGUUAGAAAACAAACGUACUGAGGAAAUCUGAACUGGAGGAAAGAAUAGAAGGUUAGUGAUUCAACGAUCUGACACAAGUUCAUGAAUGUUUCACAUUUUUUUUUCCUCAUAUGAACCAUUUGAUUACCCAAGGCUGAAUUUUUGUUGCCAAAUGUUUAAUAGGAAUGAAGUGGAAAACAACAUUUCUUACUUUGUACAAACUUCAAAUGGAUUAUUAGAUG